GGCAGGCCACCGGGCGGGCGGCGGAGGCGCGGGGCCUGGUCCCGCAGGCACCAUGGCCAAGACCGUGGCCUAUUUCUACGACCCGGACGUGGGCAACUUCCACUACGGGGCCGGGCACCCCAUGAAGCCCCAUCGCUUGGCAUUGACCCACAGUCUGGUCCUGCACUACGGUCUUUAUAAGAAGAUGAUCGUCUUCAAGCCAUAUCAGGCUUCCCAGCAUGACAUGUGCCGCUUCCACUCCGAGGACUACAUUGACUUCCUGCAAAGAGUCAGCCCUACCAAUAUGCAAGGCUUCACCAAGAGCCUAAAUGCCUUCAACGUGGGCGAUGACUGCCCUGUGUUUCCCGGGCUCUUUGAAUUCUGCUCCCGUUACACAGGCGCAUCUCUGCAAGGAGCAACCCAGCUGAACAACAAGAUCUGUGAUAUUGCCAUUAACUGGGCUGGUGGUCUGCAUCAUGCCAAAAAGUUUGAGGCCUCGGGCUUCUGCUAUGUCAAUGACAUUGUGAUUGGCAUCUUGGAGCUGCUCAAGUACCAUCCUCGGGUGCUCUACAUUGAUAUAGACAUCCACCAUGGUGACGGGGUUCAGGAAGCCUUCUACCUCACUGACCGGGUCAUGACAGUGUCUUUCCACAAAUAUGGAAACUACUUCUUUCCUGGAACAGGUGACAUGUAUGAAGUCGGAGCAGAGAGUGGCCGUUAUUACUGUCUCAAUGUGCCCCUGCGGGAUGGCAUUGAUGACCAGAGUUACAAGCACCUUUUCCAGCCGGUUAUCAACCAAGUGGUGGACUUCUACCAACCCACAUGCAUUGUGCUCCAGUGUGGAGCUGACUCUCUGGGCUGUGAUCGAUUAGGCUGCUUCAACCUCAGCAUUCGAGGCCAUGGGGAAUGCGUUGAAUAUGUUAAGAGCUUCAAUAUCCCUCUACUGGUGCUAGGUGGUGGUGGCUAUACUGUUCGAAAUGUUGCCCGUUGCUGGACUUAUGAGACAUCACUGCUGGUAGAAGAGGCCAUUAGUGAGGAGCUUCCUUAUAGUGAAUACUUUGAGUACUUUGCCCCGGACUUCACACUCCAUCCAGAUGUCAGCACUCGCAUUGAGAAUCAGAACUCACGCCAGUACCUGGAUCAGAUCCGUCAGACAAUCUUUGAAAACCUGAAGAUGCUGAACCAUGCACCUAGUGUCCAGAUUCAUGAUGUGCCUGCAGACCUCCUGACUUACGAAAGGACAGAUGAGGCUGAUGCAGAGGAGAGGGGUCCUGAGGAGAACUACAGCAGGCCAGAGGCACCCAAUGAGUUCUAUGAUGGAGACCAUGACAAUGACAAAGAAAGUGAUGUGGAGAUUUAAGAAUAGCUGGACUUCCUGCAUCCCAGAAAAGUUCUUUUUACCUCUUGGUUAGGCGGGAAGGAAAAGGUGUGGCUGGCACCUUCAGCACAUUUAUCAACAUGGGGGAAGGUUUUGGAGACCAUAUUUGGUUCUAACAAACUACUGCCUUCCCUCUCCCUCCCAAGGCCUGACAUUGGUACCUAUUAGGGAUUGGAUAGGGACAAGGAUGUUGUCCCUACUACAUCUUAGGCAGUGGGCCUUAGAAAUGAGUCCCUAGCCCUUCUUUUCUUCCUUCAUGCUCCCCUCCAACCCUGAGACUUUUAGGGAUGAACAGGUAGACAGAAAUGAAGUUGUCUUUGACUUCAUCCUCUCCUGGAUUCAGCUUUGGGGGUCUUGCUUCCAGUGCAGGUGAAGAAUGAGGGAUUUUAGGAGACAUCGGCUCCCUUAACCCCAGAUGAUGGGAAGUAUAGUUUUGAGUGGGAGAGGAAUGUGAAAAUGUCCUCUUGUAACUUUUGACUUUAUGUCCAUUUUACCACUGUUUUUACCCAAUAAACCAAGUUGGUAUUUUUUGUA
Condylura cristata (star-nosed mole) is the source of this 1891-nucleotide messenger RNA. RefSeq names its product histone deacetylase 3 (gene HDAC3). Lineage: Eukaryota; Metazoa; Chordata; Mammalia; Eulipotyphla; Talpidae. Bases 53 to 1339 code for a protein of 428 amino acids. Gene Ontology annotation, molecular function: histone deacetylase activity. The transcript is spliced from 15 exons. The record is from RefSeq and is a predicted model, not a curated record.